AUGGGUCAGGCGAAUGCAACACUGCCAGAUGAUCAUCGACCAUCAUUUGAAUCUGACAGCGUCUGGGAUGUUGCCGAGCUAAAUGCACCAGUUCUUGAAGUUAUUUCUACCGACCACUCUGAUCUGACUCACUGGAUCGACGCCCUGGAGAUCUCUCUGUGCAAGCGCUUUAAGAACUACACUGUCGAGGGCGGUGUCUUCGAGAAGCGCAUACUCCAGACUUGUCAUGACUUGAAGUCUUGCUUCCAUGAUCAUGUAGUAGCAUCGAGGCUACUCGAUGACCUGGCUCAGAACUUGCAUGAUCGCUUUGAAGCUGUCCACAGGCCUGCCUGCGAUCCCGGAGAUGCCUAUGAUACGUGGGCUGCCACAGACGAUCUCAACGAUGCCGUGGAGGCGAAACAUCGUGCUGUUGCAUUCACACCUCCCAGUGGGCCUACGACGCUCAGCAGGAUGUGGAGUCUUGGGAGGUUUCUUUAUAGUCGUUCUAUCCAUCUGAGAGGCCAUCAGGACAUUGAGAACGUGGUCCAGAUAGCUCGCUGGUCGUUGGACUUGAGUCCUGAUUGGGCACCAGAUAUGGCAACCCGCCUCGCAAUGCUUGGGGCAUCCUUGCACAUCCGUUUCAAACGGCUCGGAGUGUUACAGGAUGUCGAGGAUAGCAUUUCCGCUACGCGCCAGGCUCUCAAGCGCACUCACGAGUCUCAUCCGGAAAGAUCAAGCCAUCAACGCAAUUUCGCGAUCGCUUUACACACUCGCUUCCUACGACUGGGGGUGGUGUCCGAUCUCGAAGAUGCUAUACUCGAGAUGCGCCGAGCACUUCAGCUCUGUUUUAAUCAUCACUCCGAUGUUCCAGACCUACUCGAAACGCUUGGAACGCUACUGCACUGUCGAUAUAUGCACAUGGGCAAGCUCGAGGAUCUGGAAAGCUCCAUCUCAUUGCAUCGACGUGCGAUGAUUAUGACCCCCAGGUACCACACUGAUAUGGUUACGCGCCUUGGAAGCCUCGCAAUCUCGUUGCAUUCUCGCUUCCAGACUCUGGACGAUCCUCAGGAUAUCGAAGAUGCCAUUUCGUUCAUCGAGGACGCCAACGAACUGGUUCCUAGCCCGGAUCACCCAGAGCGCCCGAUCCGACUCGACAGCGACGGGCUGUUCAAACAAAGCCGGUACGCUCGCUUUGGCAACUUGUGGGACAUUGAGGCUGCCAUGGACGCGAAGAACCUGGCCAACAGCUAUACCCGCGAGGGUCAUCCGGACAAGCCAAUGCGUCUCAUGAGUCUUGGAAUAUCUCUGCAAGCUCGGUUUGAGCACCUCGGCGAGAUCGAGGACCUGCAGGACGCUAUUUUCAAGAAGAAUCGCGCCGUCGAGCUUACUCCCGACGGGCACAUCCACAAAUCAGCUUGGACGAGCAGCCUCGGCAUCUCAUUGACCAGUCGUUUCCGUCGCUCAGAAGAUAUAGACGAUCUGGAGCGAGCGAUCUCAUUGCACCGCACAGCGGUUCAGCGCACGCCGCAAGAUCACCCACUUACACCGGAUCAUCUGGAGAACCUUGCGAUUGCUCUACAUGAGCGCUUUCUUCAUCUAGGAGAGCUUGAGGACCUCAAGAGCGCCAUCGAUCUCAAACGUCGUGCGGUAGAUCUUACCCCUGAAGGUCAUUUCAAGAAGGCAAUCCGGCUCAAUAGCCUCGCGAUGUCUUUGGGACGCCAUUUCAUGCUUUCGCAUACUUUUGGUGAUCUUCAGGAGAGCAUAUCAGUUAACCGCCGUGCGCUUGUUCUUGCUCCCGAUAAUCAUCCCAUCAGAUCAGCUAUCCUCUUUGACCUCGGCCUUUCACGGGAACAGCUUUUCAAGCUCACGCACGACCCUUCAACCAUCGCAGAGGCUGAAGCAGCCUACAAGGCCUCAGCUCUUCAUUCGUUUGGCGCGCCGUCGUCGCGACUUCGGAGUGCAAUUCAUUGGGCUGAAACGGCAAGGAAGUACUCGAGCAAUAGCUUGCCGAUCGAGGCGCCUUUACUCACGGCACAUGCCUGCAUCAUGAACACCUUGCGGGAGGUCGUCUGGCCAGGGUACGGUAUCCGGAGACGCUUCGAGAAGUCUGCCGAGUUCGGCGCAUUGACUGGUGUAGCCGUAUCGACUGCAUUGAGCGCGGGUGCCCUUUUGGAAGCACUGGAAUGGCUAGAACGUGGACGAACCCUCAUCUGGUCUGAAGCGGCGUCUUGGCGACGACCUCUCACCGAGCUCGCGAUGCAGCAUCCCGACGACGCCGACUUCCUCAAGCUGAUCCUGAGGGACCUCCGAUACUUCGGCUUUUCACACAACGUCCCGAAUAUACCGAUAGGCAAAGCUGAAAGAACAGGCCGCGAGCCUGGACUGUCUGACUCUGAUUACAUCAGGCCAACGUAUGUCGAAUACGAGGAUAAAGUGAAAGAGAUCCGCAGUCUACCGGGCUUCAAGGACUUCAUGAUCCCCUCGACGUCCAAAGAGCUUGUUGCACGCUUUUCCGCACAAGCAACGGGAUCCGUGGUCUUCUUGAACAUUCACGCUUCCCGAUGCGACGCCAUCACUCUCACACCUGAUGGUGCUCUCAGGCUGGUGGAACUACCCGACCUGACUUUACGAUACGCGACGUCUUUGCGACGAAUGUGGGUCGAUAGUCUGAGAGCACGUGGGGUUCGUCUACAGCGCGGUGAUCGAGCGACAGCGCACGUACAAGAUGAGGGCGACGGUCUGAAUGAUUCCGAACGGGUCCUGCGAUACUUGUGGCUAUGGGUUGUACAUCCUGUUCUUCAAGCUCUCAAUCUCAUGAAGACCGACAUCAACGUACCAUUGCCACACAUAACUUGGUGCCCGACCGGUCCCUUGACGCAGCUACCGUUGCACGCAGCCGGGAUCUACACAAAGGGAGCCCCACGCGUGUUCGACUUCGUCGUAUCAUCCUACACCCCCUCGCUUUCCGCUCUUCAGCGCUGUCGCGAUGGGAUGCGCGCGCCCUCCGAAGUACCAAAGGUGCUACUCGUCACGCAAGCGAACACUCCCCGGCCCGGCUUGUCUCCGCUGCCCUGCGUGAAGAAUGAGACAGCGGCUAUCUGCAGACACCUGCCCUCCGGCGAAGAACAUGCCAUCAUGGAGAGAGAGCAGGCGACCGAGAGGGGUGUGCUGUCUCUCAUAGGAAACUACACCUGGGUGCACUUCGCAUGCCACGGGUCCCAGAACAAGCGCGAUCCCUCCCGCAGCGCGUUCGAGCUGCACGACGGACCGCUGACGCUCUCCGCAUUGAUGACGGCCGUCACCGAUAACGCAGAGAUGGCGUUUCUAUCCGCGUGCCAAACCGCGAUGGGAGACGAGUCGAUAGCGGAGGAGUCCAUGCAUCUCGCGGCGGGGAUGCUCACGCUCGGGUUCAAAGCCGUCGUUGCGACGAUGUGGUCUAUCAACGACGCAGACGCGCCUGUCGUCGUCGAGGCAUACUACAGGCGGCUGAUCGAGCUUCGUAGUCAUGGAGAGGUCGGACGUGGGCAGACCGGCGCCGCAUACGCCCUUCAUGAGGCUGUCGCGCGUCUUAGGGAGAAGGUCGGGGAGGGAAGAUUCGAGCGAUGGGUCCCGUUCGUGCAUUUCGGCGUGUAA
Molecule: messenger RNA, 3612 nt
Organism: Peniophora sp. CBMAI 1063
Lineage: Eukaryota; Fungi; Basidiomycota; Agaricomycetes; Russulales; Peniophoraceae
Source: the annotation of a GenBank genome assembly